ACUAUAAAGGCCUCCGUACCGGCAUGACCCGACGUAGAGUGGUGUGUGUACCCGGUUAGUGAAUAGGUAGUGAAAUAUUCGAUGUGGGAUACAGCCACAAUAAACUAGAGAGAGCGCUCGUAUAGAGGCAUCUGCAAACAGGAGAGGGGAUUGCUGCCAAAAGCGUACCAAUAAUUCGCCGGACCGCCCCUUGGUUAAAUCAGUUUCGUUCCUAGUUCGCGGUGUUCGACAUCAGCCGGAGGAGAGAGAGACAAUAGUGUGUGCGCGUUUUAUUUAUUUACGUACUCGCCUCCGGUUGGUCUUCCGUAAACUUUCGCUUCGCGAGAGCGGGGCGAUGCGCGCGUUUUGAAACAAUUCAUUGAUCUUUUGCACCUAGCGCGUCGCGCGUGGUUUCGCGAUUCGUACGUCGCGCCUCUGAGGCGACACGCGACGUAUGUCGUCGCGCGCGCGAGAGAAAGGGAGAAAGAGAGAAAGGGGAGCUUUACAGUGUCGAGCGAAAAUAAGCGUUAAUAAGCAAGAAAAUGAAGAGGAACGCAGUGCUUUAUCAGUAGCUUCGCGACGCUUUGCCAUUCGGCCAAUCGUUCAGUUGGUGUCAGUUCUUAAUCACGCACGAGCCACCGGGACCUCGUCAGCCGGUUUUCACACAUCAUUCGAACUCUAAGCCGAGGAAUCUCUCUUUUUAUUUUCGUUUCCUAAGUGGAAUUACAAGGGAAGACGCAAACAGUGUAGGAAAAAGAAGAGUGUUCAACACUGCAAGAAAACUAUACAAGAGAUUGGGAAAAAUAAAAAAGAAGAAAAAAAACAAGAACAAAGAAAAGAAGGAACAAAGAAUAGAACAAAGUGCUUCUAUUGUUAGUAUCUGAAAAACCGAAGAAAUUUUCCAUUUUUAAAUAUUAUAUACUAACGCAUCUACUGCACCAUAAGGAAACUCGGUGCAUUACAAUGUAGUAUGUGUGUGUGACUGUACCAUAGGAUACUAUUACAUAUUACCAGACGCUGAAGAACAAAAGGUAAAUAUUUCGGCAUGCGUGAACAAGGAAUAUAUCUUCAACAUUUCCGAGGAAGAAUCAGAUAUCAAGAGAGAAGGAGAAAACAAGGAGAUACUUUCUAUGAUUUCGCACGUGCAUCAAAAUUCCUCAAGCAUAGACUAAAACAAAACUUUAAUAAUAGAUAGAAAUAACGAAGAGAAUCUAAACAUACUCGUAGCAAUCAUCCGUGGCAGAAGCACAGAUACUUAUAUCUGUGAAAGGUAUUUUCCACAUUUCUCCCAACAAAUAAUUGCUAGAAAACAAAAGAAGAAGAGGGGCUAUGCUUGAAUUUAAGCAUUGCAAAAGAGUAUGAACGUGCAUAUGUGAAUUAUUCAUAACAACUAACACUCAUACAACACAAAAUACUCCCAUAAUAAUAUCAAUGUAAUAUUCUGUCAUAUGCGCAUGAUGUUAAUUUUGUUAUUACAUGUUAUUAACAAUUUAUAAAUAUAUACUGAUGCAUAGACAGAUAUAAUAUAGAAACAUGUGUACAAGCUUUUGAGAUCAAUUAAAUUGCCAGUACAAGAGGAAAGAAAUCCAGAAGUUUCAAAAUAUUACACCGGAAAAUAUAUAUAAAACGGUAACGGAUGGUUCUUCCUUCAAUCAGGCCUGAAUCGUGGCGAAGGUGUUUGAAGGUGGAGUGCCAAGGAGUGAACACGAUAGCACCGCGGGUCGUGAGUCCUAAGGGGACGGACGCCAUGGCGGCCUCUUCGUCCUCAUCGAGCGGCGGCGAGCAGCAGUACUCGCUUAGGUGGAACGACUUCCACUUGAGCAUUCUCAACUCAUUCCGGAGUCUGAGAGACCACCAAGACUUUGUCGACGUCACCCUUGCCUGCGACAGCUGCACCUUCACCGCGCACAAAGUCGUUCUUUCGGCAUGUAGUCCAUACUUCCGCGAUUUGCUCAAGGCGAAUCCAUGUCAGCAUCCGAUUGUAAUCCUGAGGGACGUAGCGUCGUCAGAUAUGGAGUCCUUGCUACGCUUCAUGUAUAACGGAGAAGUGCACGUGGGUCAGGAGCAGCUGCCUGCCUUCUUGAAGACAGCGCAGAUGCUUCAGGUACGAGGAUUGGCAGACGUUAACAGUGGCGUUUCCAAUACGAAAAUUCCAGCGUCGUCGUCGUCGGCCGGCAACAACGGUAGCGCGCCUGCAACACCACGCAAUCCUUGGCAGGAUAACGGCAGAGGGGAUCUUAAUGAAAGUGACAUGAGCCCCCCAGAAAAGCGAGCGAGAAGUUGCAGCCCGCCGUUAGACAACCAUGUUGUGGAACAAAAAUCGGAUCUACAAGAAUCUUUGCUAGGUCAGGCUCUAGAAGGUGGGCCUACGAUACAUACGAUACCUACAAAUAAUGUACAGUCAACUGGGGAGGAUUCGAAUUCUAUGUCGGAAAAUGAGGAGGACAUAUCGAAUAAUGGCAGUAUCCUGAACACAGUGAAGACUGAACCGAGUGAUAUUCUAAACGACUCUAUAGAACAUCAUCGCAACAGUUUUCCUGCGGCAUUGUUGGGCCUUCAAGGGAUGGGCUUGCCAGGACCGUCAGGUAUUCAUCAGGUGGCAAAUCAGGAUCCUAAUUAUGUUAGUCGACGAGGUGUGGACUUGAUACGAGUACGUGCUACGGAUCCACGACCUUGCCCAAAAUGCGGAAAAAUGUAUCGCUCGGCACAUACCUUACGCACUCACUUGGAAGACAAACACACAGUUUGUCCGGGUUAUCGGUGCGUCCUAUGCGGUACAGUAGCGAAAUCUCGGAAUUCUCUACACUCACACAUGUCGAGACAGCAUCGUGGCAUCAGCACAAAGGAUCUUCCAGUCUUGCAGAUGCCUAGUCAGUUUGAUCCCGAAUUGGCAUCCCGGUUGUUGGCAAAGGCUGGGGUCAAGGUGAGUCCAGCUGAACUUCGUGCUCGAGCCAGCCCGACGGCGCCACGAAGAAGUGACGUAAGAUUAGAACUACCUCGCGGAGGCGCUCCGUCUGAGGCUGGCAGCAGCAUUUGCGGCGGCGAUGAUCCAGAAGAUCUCACUUUACCUCUCGCCUUUAAAUCUCUCAACAGUCCAUCUAUGAAACUAUCUAACUCUAUCGCCAGCGUAAUCACCAGGGUAAGCGGCAGCAGUAAUGGUAGCACCAAUGUCAAGAGUUCGACAACGACGGCAGCGAUCGCCGCCAAAUCUCUCGAUACGAUGCAUGAUAGUCGCGAGCCCAACAUGGCGCCAUUGCAUUCAUCCGGUCCUCAUCCGAGUCAUAAUACUAGCGCAAUUUCUGGCUCGGCGCUUCUAAAUACUUAUCUGCAACUUAUUGUAGAAAACUCGGAUCUUGGACCGGCAAUAGGCAAUAUAAAUACGGAUCACGCCAUACGUAUGACUCGAAUGGCCCGAGAGUUUGGUUCCAAGGCGCAGAUGGGCGUCGUAGAGGAACACGGCGCUCGUAGCCUGGAAGAUCCCUAUCCUUUAAUCGGUAAAGAAGAAGAACGAGUAUCUGGUAUUCACGAGGAUAGGGAUGAGAUGAUGCAUGAUAGACAUGCCGGGCUCGCGGACGAAGGAGUAAUAUCGGGGGUAGAAGAUGAGGAUGAGGAUGAGGAGUACAGCGAUAACGAGGAACCGGAAGUAAUCAAAUCUGAAUAGGUUCUCGUUAUUCGUUGCAACUAUAGUAACUCAGGGCAAUGUUGGGGAUGUCGGUCAACAUGAUUGUACAGCAGCAACAGCGUCAACUGUCUGAUCCAAUGCAAUCUCGUUGAGAAGGGAAGUAGAAAGCGAGAUAGAAGGUCAGCCAUCGAAUUCGAUCGAUGUUUUUGUUUGUUAUUAUCGCGCGGAGAAUCGCAAAAAUAUUAUACUUCGGAUGUUACCUCGUUAUGUUAUCGGAUGUGAUUGCAGAGUGAUUGAAAAAGAAAACAUCUCGAUCAUUUUAACGUCAAUUUUAUAGACGACGCGCGAACGAACUUGCUAAUCGUAUCCAAUUAGAAUCGCAAAGGCAAGUACACGCAUAUGUAUAUGCAUAUGCACAUGUAUGCGCGAACACACACACAUAUAUCCACAAAUAUUCCAACUAUCUACCUCAACGCAUAUGAUAGAACGAUAGAUGAUAGAGCAGGCAAAGACGAAUCUCAGUAGAAAAAGAGGAUAUGAAGUAGGAUCCAUAUUUAACGACGAUUUAAUUGGAAACAAGUUGCCAAUGAUGAUGUUGUGCUUGCAAGUUUAAAUAUCGAAAUUGAUGAUUGAGCAAAAACUCAUACAGUCCGCAAUAUUAACAUAAAUAAUUUUAUUAUUACAUU
Camponotus floridanus (Florida carpenter ant) is the source of this 4287-nucleotide messenger RNA. RefSeq names its product protein abrupt. The transcript is spliced from 10 exons. Bases 1616 to 3640 code for a protein of 674 amino acids. NCBI's taxonomy places the organism in Eukaryota, Metazoa, Arthropoda, Insecta, Hymenoptera, Formicidae. Gene Ontology annotation, biological process: regulation of transcription by RNA polymerase II. Gene Ontology annotation, molecular function: protein binding. The record is from RefSeq and is a predicted model, not a curated record. Gene Ontology annotation, cellular component: nucleus.